Molecule: messenger RNA, 1449 nt
Organism: Didymodactylos carnosus
Lineage: Eukaryota; Metazoa; Rotifera; Eurotatoria; Philodinida; Philodinidae
Source: the annotation of a GenBank genome assembly
AUGAAUGUGUUUUUCUUGUCUGAUUAUUUUGGUACAACUCAUGUUUGGUGGGGAGUCAGUUCAUGUACAGAUAUGGUACAUGUUACAGGUGAUUUUCUCGUCAAUCAAACAAAGAAACGUACAUUGUUUAAUAUUAAAUGUUAUGAUGGCAAAAUUAUUAAAAAUCAUUCAGCAUAUCCAAAUGAAAGCGAAACAAUUCUACCACCAGGAGCAUAUUUAAAAGUUAAAUCAUCAUUAGAUUUUACGGAAAACCUUUGUAUUGUUGAUAUAGAACAAAUACCACCAGCACCAGAAGAAGUUGCUCACAGUGCAGGUGAUGCUGACACACCUGGUACAUUAUCAUAUAGCAAUUCUUCUCAAAUUAGCGAUGUUCAUAUCCUAUGGCUUGAUCCAAACGUUAAUAAAUCACAAGAAAAUGUUAAAACGCAAGAAAAAUUAAAAGAAUUGUAUCCUAGUUAUUACAAAUCGUUUGAAAAAUAUGAUGAGUUGGAAAAGUUCAUUGAGCAGAAGCAAAGUUGUGGUGUGGUAUUGGUUACCGGUGGACAAAUUGGAAGCCAAAUUGUACCGAAAAUACAUGAUUUAUUACAAUCAAUAUCUCUAAUUGUCUAUUGUAUGGAUAAAGAAAAAAAUGAAAAAUGGUCAAGAAAUUAUACGAAAGUGAAAGCAGUUGUUAAUCGUUCGGAUGAUAUGAUUAAGCAAGUGAAAAAAGAGUAUGCACAGCUAGUAGAAGAGCAAAAACAACAACAACAAGUGACAGAAUCAAAAAGUAGUAGAUUUAGCGACUUUCAGCAAGAAGCAGCCAAACUUUUGACACCGCUGACAGGUUAUCAAAACCAACCACUUGUAUCACUUGAAGAGUCACUAGCGCCAGUCAUGGAUAUAAUAUCCGAUUUACCCAAGUAUAUAUGGAAAGCAAAGUACAAUUGCACACCUCCGGCGGAUGGUUUGACACCGGAUGAAUCUGCGUCCAUACGGAUUUACUCAAUGGAAUUUAAUGCACCCGAAGGUAGUCUUUAUUCUUUAUUAAAUCAAGAUUUACGUUCAGCAUCACGACAUGCAAUAAAAAAAUGGUUUCUCUAUCUAAAAUUAUUCUUCCAUGCCUUAUUUAAAUUACCAUCAAUUGAAGGCACUGUUUGGCGUGCUUUACCCGGAAAUGCAAGUAUCGACUAUGAAAUUGGUAAACAAUUUAUAUGGUGGGGUGUUUCAUCAACGGCACGGAACAUGUCGAUUCUAAAUGGGUACAUUAAUAGUAAACAUGGUCAAAACACAUUAUUUUGUAUUCAAUGUAAAAACGGUAAAAGUAUAAGAAACCAUUCAUAUUUUACCGAGGUAGAUGAAAUAUUGUUAAUGCCUGGUACUAAUCUUGAAGUAAUGGGCCAAUUAGAACCUGCUGAAGGACUACGUAUAAUUAAUCUUAAAGAACUUGAUCGACCGCUUUUUUUCCAAUAA